CCCUUCUUUGCACGCCCAGCCCAGGCUGCCUUUCCUGGGGAGGAAGAAAGAGGUACCUGCUUCCAUCCUGAUGCCUGGAAGUGACCCUACUGGAGGGAAUCCUUCAGAACCUGCAAAGCAGAACCCUCACUGCAAAGUCAGAGGCAAUCCCUGCAGUGCAUUUUUUAAAAAAAUUAAUUAAUUAAUAUUAUUAGUUAUAUUUGCAAAGGACAGGGCAGAAAAAGGGACUUGCAAGUAGAAUGAGUUUGCUUUUGACUCCACCUUAAAAUAAUAAUAAUAAUAAUAAUAAUAAAUAAUCCUGGAUACAUUUGCAAGGCAUGCAUCCUUUGCUGCUUUGCUUUGCUUUCCUGUCUCAAGUUUUAUUUUUUAAAAUUUUAUUUUAAUUUAAUUUUUCCUUUUCUGCCUCUUUUAAAGGCUGGUUAGAGCCCCUUUGCUUGGAAACUUAAAAAACAAAAAAGGAUUGCACUUUCUGUGUUGAUUAAAUAGAUAAGCAAUUAUUAUUAUUUUAUUGUUGUUAUUGUUAAAUUUUAUUUAUAGAGCAUUGUAAAUUUACACAGCACUGUACCUACAAUCAGUUAAAUUAUUAUUAUUAUUAUUAUUAUUAUUAUUAUUAUUAAGCUUUAUUUAUAUAGCGCUGUAAAUUUACACAGCACAUUAAAAAUAGAAUAAAAUGAAACGAACCUGCCGAUGGCAUAUGUUCUACAAAAAAAUAAUUUAACAUCAUACUGUGCAUGUUAAUACAGAUUAACAUUAAAUAAUAAAAUGUAAUAUAUAAAUUUAUGUGUUUGUACCCUGCUUCCCCCCCGUGUUAAUUCAUAUUAUCAUUAAAUAAUAAAAUGUAAUAUAAAAUAUUAUAUUUAUUUGUACCCUGCUUCCUCCACCAAAAAUUGGGAUUCAAUGCAGCUUACGAAGUCUAAAAACACAGUGCAGUUAAAAACUUACCAAAAUGGCAUUUAAAAAGGAAUAGGGAAGUUAAAGAAGAGAAUAUACAUGUGUGACAUAAAUUGAUAUGUUUUUAUUAUGUAAAAUCAAUUUAUUAUUAUUGUUAAAGUUUAUAUAGCACCAUAAGUUUACAUGCCGCUUUACAUGAUAAACAACCAAAAUACAGAUCAGAGCCGUCUAAAACUGAAAAGCAGGCAAUAAUAUAGUUAACAGUAUUAUAAUAAAAUGUUAUAAUAAAAUAUAAAAUUAACAAUAUAAUUCUAAAACAAGAGACUAUAGGAUAAUACACAAAGUCCUUAAAAAAGCAAUAGGAAGGAAGUGGCUGGAUGGAAAAAAAAAUAAUCCAAUUUUGGGAAGCAGUAAGAGGCUUGUUUCAUUGACAAGGAUGAGACUGGUUUUGUUUCAUUAAGAGGGAGGAAACGAAAGACAAGAUGCUGGAGGUUGAAGAGCCGGGCAGUAGUCCGAACAGCGGCUCCGGUGUGGGUGAGCUGAUGGGGAACCGGAAGCUGAUAGCCCUAGGGGCUGUUUUGGGUUGGCUCCUGGUGGUCCAUUUGUUGGUCAACGUCUGGCUGCUCUGCAUCCUCUCUGGGUUGUUGGCCCUGUUGGGUGGAUGGCUGGGCUCCCAAGUGGUCAUCAAUACCAGCCACAAAAUCCACCUGGAGAGGUUCUUGCUCCUCGAGGGCAUCCCCCAAAGCCCAGAGGCGGAGAAGCAGCUGGACGAGGAGAUCGAGAACAUGAUCCGGAAGAUUGUUCGGGAUUUCGUGUCCUCCUGGUACCGGGCAGUGAGCACCGAGCGGGGCUUUGAGGACGAGGUGGAGAGAGCCAUGCUGGGCCUGGCCGCGGAGCUGAAAAGGCGGAUGACCCUCGUGGACAAGCAGGCCUUGACCCGGAGGGUCCUUCUCCUCGGCGGAUGCCACCUCCAGACCUACAAGAGGGCCCGAGAGAAAGUGGCGGAAGCAAGGGUCUCCCGGGACUCAACCGACUGGGCUGAGCGGCUGUGGCAUGCAUACCGUGAAUCGUGGGAGCCUCAUGUGGCUGUCCGGAGCCCCACCAGUGAGGUGGACUAUGCCCGCCGCAUUGUGGACCUGCUGCUGCGUGUCUUGGUGCCCAAACCCCACCUGGAAACCAGGACCGGCCAUUUUGUGGUGGUGGAGCUGGUGACCUGCAAUGUGCUUUUGCCCAUGAUCAACAAAAUGGCUGACCCUGACUGGCUCAACCUGCUCUUGAUUGCUGUUUUCUCCAAGAUUGGAGGGAAAAGAGUUAGUGAGAUAGAGAAGGUGGAGAGAUUGCCGGCCAUACCAGCUCUUUCGCCAGGCCAGGCUGUGGUGCCCGACUUGUUGCCAUUGGCAUCUCAGUGGGAUGCUGCCCUUGAGGCCCGGGCAUUGUCUCCGAGGAGGUCUGAGCCAUUGAUUGGUGAUGUGAUGGAUGGUUUGGAAAUCCAUGUGUUCGAGGGGAGAGAAUCCAUCAGUAGAGAGCUGAGUGCUGAAAUGGACAGGCGAAGAACCAGUAGCAUCUGUACACCUUGCCUUCAGGCUGAUACUCUGGGGUCUUUCUUCCCCUGUGAAGACUUGGAAAUGGAGUCUCCCAUGACUGACCUAGGAAAGGAUUCAGGCCCCAUGGGGCUCAUGUCAGCUGAGGAGUUCCUUGCAAGCUCCCUCUCUGUUGAGGUUUCUGACAGCUUGGAUCAAGAAGACAACCUGGGCGUCAGGACCAGGUUGAUGGAGGACCAUGCUGGCUCUGGUUCUGAAACUGGCCUCCAAGCCACCUCCCUUAGUCCAUGUCCAGACAUCCAGAUUGAGCCUGUGGUGGAGAAGGAAGUAGCCUUGGCUUCCUUGUCAGCUCUUCUAGGGGACCCAGAGAAGACUUUCUUGAGGCGUCCUUCCUUCCUGGAGAAAGAGUUGGGGGCUUCUGAAUGCUCGCCCCACAACCCUCAGGAUCUGGCUCCGUUGCCGGGCUUGCUCUCCUCCUCCCCGACUGCCCCCAUGGGCACGUUCAGCUUUGAGCCACUCAGUAGCCCAGAUGGCCCUGUCAUCAUCCAAAACCUGAGGAUAACUGGCACCAUCACAGCCCGAGAGCACAGUGGAACAGGAUUCCAUCCGUACACCUUGUAUACUGUGAAGUAUGAGACAACCUUGGACAGUGACAAUACUAGCACUCUACAGCAAGUUGCUUAUCAUACCGUGAACCGACGAUAUCGGGAAUUCUUGAAUUUGCAAACCAGACUGGAGGAGAAGCCAGAUCUACGGAAAUUCAUAAAGAAUAUAAAAGGGCCAAAGAAGCUAUUUCCUGAUCUGCCUUUUGGUAACAUGGACAUAGAGAAAGUAGAAGCCAGAAAAAGCCUGCUGGAGUCAUUUUUGAAGCAAUUGUGUACUAUUCCUGAGAUUACCAACAGCGAGGAAAUGCAGGAAUUCCUUGCCCUGAACACUGAUGCCAGGAUUGCUUUUGUCAAAAAGCCCUUUGUGGUCUCCAGGAUUGACAAGAUUGUGAUGAAUGCCAUUGUAGAUACAUUAAAAACAGCGUUUCCCAGAUCUGAGCCUCAGAGCCCUACAGAAGAUCUCAGCGAGGCAGAGAUGGAUGGGAAGUCACAGACGGAUGGGAAGAAGGCAAAUAAGUCUAGGCUGAGAUUUCCAUCCAGCAAAAUUGCCCCAGUUCUAAAUGUGGGCGUAACACAAGAGAAAGUUGCUUAUUCUUUCCGGGAAGGCACAAUGGUCUCCGAGUUGCUAUCCCUGCCAAGAAUGGAGUCUUUCAUUCAGAAGCAGGAAAAGAUACUGGAGGCAGGAUUCACUGAGGGAGCAGAGAAUGAGGGAGUUGAAGACGCUAAAGGCCUUGAGCAAGCAUCAGAUUUAGACAUGAAAUCCACAGAGGUAGCACAGAUGCCGGGAGAGGGCAACAGGGAGCCUGAAUCAGAGACACUCCUGGCAGAUGUUGCCCUGGAUAUUCUCCAUCUGAUCAUGGUUGAUCACUGGAACUGGCUGUGCACAGAGAACAUGCAGAGGGUUCUGCACUUGCUCUUUGGGACCCUCGUCCAAAGGUGGUUGGAGGUCCAAGUGGACAAUCUGACCUGCACUCAGCGCUGGGUUCAGUACCUCAGGUUGCUUCAGGAGUCGAUAUGGCCUGGUGGAGUCUUACCAGUGUUGCCCAAACCACUGAGGACAGAAGAAGAGAAGGCAGCAGCAGAAAGACAAGCCUUGCAGAUUCUCAUGGGAAUCCUGCCUGAAUUAAUUCUAGAAAUCCUUGGGACCAGUAAAUGUCGACAAAGUUGGAGCCUAGUCCUGGAGUCCAUGCAACAUCCUAUCAUAAACAGGCACAUGGUUUACUGCCUCUCAGACAUUCUUCUGGAGUUUUUGAUCCCUGACUCCCAAACAGAUGAACCUAAAACAACACCUGGAGAUACUUCUGGUUGUGGAAUGCCUGAGAGGGCUGGACCUUCAUCACAUUAGCUUAGGGGGGAAAGUGUCUGUGUGCAUAGAAGAGAACCUGUAGGCAUCAACCAUUUGAGAUUAUAUUUUUAUUGAACAGAGACGGGGCUACUGAAGGAGACAGACUUCUUUGAAAAAAUUACUCAAUCUAAAAUGAGUGGUCUAAUAAUUUGUGAUAACUGUACCAGUUCUUUGUUAGAAAGUACCCUCUUCCUGUAGAGGUGAAGAAUCUUGAAAAGAUGGCAUCACUAGAUAUUCCUGGAUAGAUGUGAUUUUACUUGUUGUGUGUCUUUUUAACCUAGUUAAGCUGGUAGGUUUGGGCACUCCAAGGCUACCUGUGUAUGGGCAUUCAGUUUCAUGAUCUCUACCUGUUCUUUCCUCGUUGCAAAACAGUUACAGUGAAGAGAAGAUGAUGAAAUGUUUAAGAAUAAA
Messenger RNA from Sceloporus undulatus (fence lizard), 4793 nucleotides. RefSeq names its product sorting nexin 19 (gene SNX19). The coding region runs from base 1374 to 4382 and encodes 1002 amino acids. Gene Ontology annotation, cellular component: intracellular membrane-bounded organelle; early endosome membrane. The record is from RefSeq and is a predicted model, not a curated record. Lineage: Eukaryota; Metazoa; Chordata; Lepidosauria; Squamata; Phrynosomatidae. Gene Ontology annotation, molecular function: phosphatidylinositol binding. The transcript has 11 exons.